CUCCGGUUCGCUGCAUUCGAUAUCGAGCGGAAUCGAUUGUUCUUCGCUUCAUCCGCCAACUUGUUAUACACGACUCAGCUUCCUUCUUCGCCGAAUGUAGGAUCAGCUAGUAGAAUGUCUUCAGUGGUUGAGUCUAUGGAUUUGGAACCUGGAGACUUCAUUACUUCCAUGGAUUAUCUCAUGGAGAAAGAAUCACUGAUAGUGGGGACUUCUUAUGGACUUCUAUUGCUUUAUGCUGUUGAUGAUAAUGAAACAGAAAUUGUUGGUAGAGUGGAGGGUGGUGUCAAGUGCAUCUCACCUAGUCCAGAUGGAGAUCUUCUUUGUAUAAGUACUGGCUUUGGCCAAAUACUCGUAAUGACUCAUGAUUGGGAUUUGUUGUAUGAGACAGCCCUGGAGGACCAGCCCAAUGAUGUUGACAGUCCCAUUUCUUGGCGAGGUGAUGGAAAAUUCUUUGCAGCAUUAAGCAAGGUGCAGGACUCAUCUUCCUUGCAUAAGAGGCUUAAAGUUUGGGAAAGGGAUUCUGGGGUACUCCAUGCUGUUUCCGAAUCAAGGGCUUUUAUGGGAGCGAUUUUAGAUUGGAUGCCUAGUGGAGCAAAAAUUGCUGCUGUUUAUGACCAAAAAGAAGAAACAAAGAGUGCAUCAAUAGUUUUCUUCGAGAGGAAUGGAUUGGAAAGAAGCUCAUUUAGUGUCGAUGAGGGAAUUGAUGCAAGUAUAGAGACUUUGAAGUGGAACUGCAAUUCUGACCUUCUUGCAGCUAUUGUUAGAUGUGAAAAACAUGAAUCCCUCAAGAUCUGGUUUUUCAGCAACAACCACUGGUACUUAAAGCAAGAAAUUAGAUAUUUGAGGCAGGAUGGUGUUCGAUUUAUGUGGGAUCCUACAGAUCCGCUCCAGUUGAUUUGCUGGACUCUUGGUGGCAUGAUCAUAAUCUACAACUUUGUUUGGAUUACAGCUGUCAUGGAGGACUCAACAGCACUUGUCAUUGAUGGCUCCAAGAUACUAGUAACCCCACUUUCACUAUCCCUGAUCCCACCUCCUAUGUUUUCAUUCAACCUAAAGUUUUCCACUGCUGUUCAGGAUAUGGCUUUCAGUUCGAUGAGUUCUAAGAACCACUUGGCUGCAACUUUGUCGGAUGGCAAGUUGUGUGUUGUAGAGCUUCCUGCUCUAGAUACGUGGGAGGAACUGGAAGGAAAAGAAUUCUAUAUAGAAGCUUCGUCUUUUGAAACAGGAUUUGGAUCUCCUGCACACCUUGUGUGGUUGGAUUCGCAUAUGCUUCUCAGUGUUUCUCAGUUUAAUAUCGGACAUAGUAGUAACUCUCUGGAAACCUCAUCCAGCAAGGAUGGGCUUCCAGGAUAUUACUUGCAGGAAAUGGAGCUCGCAUGUUCUGAGGAUCAUAUCCCUGGUUUAGUUACAUGCUCAGGCUGGCAUGGAAAAAUUUCUAAUCAAAUCUCUCUUGACAGGCUAGUAAUUGGGAUUGUUUCUAAUCCUGCUAAAAGAUGCUCUGCAUAUGUUCAGUUUGACGGUGGAAAAGUGUUUGAGUAUACUUCAAAGUUGGGCAUCACAGGAGGAGUUCCUCUUCAGGAACAUGAUGAUAUGAGAUUCUCAUCAUCUUGCCCUUGGAUGGGUGUUGUUCCUGUUGAGGACCAUGGGAUGUCAAAGAUUUUACUUUUUGGACUUGAUGACAAUAAUAAGCUGCAUGCUAAUGGGAGAAUAUUAUGCAACAAUUGCAGCAGCUUCUCAUUUUACUUGAAUUCUGCUGACCAAGUAAUCACAAAUUUGAUUAUUGCGACUACACAGGAUUUGGUGUAUGUAAUUGACAUUAGUGAUAUUUUGCAUGAAAAUCUAGAAUCUAAAUAUGGUAAAUUCCAUCCUGUUCUCAGGAAAAGAAAUGGAGAAGACGACGGAGUCUUUAUAACUAUGUGGGAAAGGGGUGCCAAAAUUGUAGGUGUCUUGCAUGGAGAUGAAUCUGCGGUUAUAUUGCAGACAACUCGUGGAAAUCUAGAAUGCAUCUAUCCAAGAAAAUUGGUUCUGGCCUCAAUUGUCAAUGCUUUGGUCCAAGGGCGUUUCAAAGAUGCACUGCUUAUGGUAAGGCGGCACAGGAUAGAUUUCAAUGUUAUUGUUGAUCACUGUGGUUGGAAAACCUUUGUUCAUUUGGCAGCAGAAUUUGUCAGACAGGUAAAUAACCUGAGCUAUAUAACUGAGUUUGUUUGCUCCAUGAAGAAUGAAAACAUGAUGGAAACGCUGUACAAGAACUAUAUAUCCCUACCAUCCAUAAAGGAUGAUAAGGUUCUGGAAUCUGGAGGCUUAAUGGGUUAUGAUGGUAAUAGCAAGGUCAAUUCUGUCCUGUUGGCCAUAAGGAAGGCUCUUGCGGAGCAAAUAGUGGAAAAUCCUGCCAGAGAGCUUUGCAUAUUGACCACCCUAGUUCGAAGUGAGCCCCCAGCUCUUGAAGAAGCUUUGAAGAGGAUAAAAGACAUUCGAGAAAUGGAACUGUCAGGUUCUGAUGACCCAAGGAAAAUAGCAUAUCCAUCUGCUGAGGAAUCUCUGAAGCAUCUUUUGUGGUUGUCCGAGUCUGAGGCUGUUUAUGAAGCUGCUUUAGGUCUUUAUGAUUUGAACCUUGCAGCUAUUGUUGCAUUAAAUUCACAGCGGGAUCCAAAGGAGUUUCUUCCGUUCCUACAAGAGCUGGAAUGUAUGCCAACUCUGUUAAUGAAAUAUAAUAUUGACCUUAAACUGCAAAGGUAUGAGAAUGCUCUCAGGAACAUUGUUUCGGCAGGAGAUGGUUAUUUCGAAGAAUGUAUGAACCUCAUGAAGAGUAAUCCCCAACUAUAUCUCCUAGGACUUCAACUAAUCACUGAUCCUGCUAAGAGGAGGCAAGUUCUAGAAUCCUGGGGGGAUCAUCUAAGUGAAAUAAAAUGCUUUGAGGAUGCUGCAACAACGUAUUUAUGUUGUUCAUGUUGGGAAAAAGCGCUGAAGGCCUAUCGUGCUGGUGGGAACUGGGGUGGUGUGCUGACAGUUGCUGGUCUUAUUAAACUUGGAAAAGAGGAGAUUAUGCAACUGGCACAUGAGCUCUGUGAAGAACUCCAAGCCCUUGGUAAACCAGGGGAAGCAGCCAAAAUUGCCUUGGACUACUGUGGAGAUGUCAACAGCGGGAUUAGGCUUUUGGUCAGUGCAAGGGAUUGGGAGGAGGCUCUGAGGAUUGCUUUUCUGCACAGGAGGGAUGAUUUAAUCUCAGAAGUAAAGAAUGCAUCUCUCGAGUGUGCCAGCAUACUGAUUGGUGAAUAUGAGGAAGGGUUGGAGAAAAUAGGUAAGUACGUGGCACGCUACUUAGCAGUCCGACAGCGAAGAUUAUUACUUGCAGCAAAGCUUAAGGCAGAUGAGCGGUCAUUAAAGGAACUUGAUGAUGAAACUGCUUCCGAAGCUAGCAGUAGCUUUAGUGGGAUGAGUGCAUACACCACAGGAUCAAGAAAGGGUUCAACUGCUUCUAUAAGCUCAGGUACCUCUAGCAAGGCAAGAGACAUGAGGCGUCAGAGGAAUAAAGGAAAAAUUCGUGCUGGCAGGUAUUUUUUUUUUCAAUUCAUUACAAAACAUUUUUCUGUUGUUUUUCACUGCUAUCUGCUACAUUCUCAUGGGUGGUUAAAUAAACUGUCAUCUAGCCCUGGUGAGGAGAUGGCCUUGGUAGAGCAUUUGAAGGGGAUGUCUCUUGUCGCUGGAGCAAAAUGUGAGCUUAAGUCUUUGUUGCUCUCCCUCUUGAUGCUUGGCAAGGAAGAUAUUGCAAGGAAGUUACAAAGGAUUGGAGAAAACUAUCAACUGUCUCAAAUAUCAGCAGUAAAACUUGCUGAAGAUGCAAUGUCAAGUGACAGGGUAGAUGAGCAUACAUAUUCUUUUGAGCAUUAUAUUCAGAAAGUCAAAAAAGAAUUGCAACUUUCAGAGGUUUUCACUUGGCAAUCUAAAGUAUUGCUUUCACCGUAA
This is a messenger RNA of Ilex paraguariensis (yerba mate), 3963 nucleotides long. NCBI's taxonomy places the organism in Eukaryota, Viridiplantae, Streptophyta, Magnoliopsida, Aquifoliales, Aquifoliaceae. The record is from the annotation of a GenBank genome assembly.